Molecule: messenger RNA, 3479 nt
Organism: Conger conger (European conger)
Lineage: Eukaryota; Metazoa; Chordata; Actinopteri; Anguilliformes; Congridae
Gene: dynlt3
Product: dynein light chain Tctex-type 3
Exons: 5
Coding region: 131-478 (115 amino acids)
Biological process (GO): microtubule-based movement
Cellular component (GO): kinetochore; cytoplasmic dynein complex; cytoplasm
Molecular function (GO): dynein intermediate chain binding
Source: RefSeq, a predicted model, not a curated record
CACCAGUUGUGACAGCAAAACAGGAACGCAGUAUUACAAACAAGGGAGUGUCUGUCGAAGCUGAUUCCACUUCUGUUUAUCAUAUUUAAUUUGGAAACCACAUUUCGUUGUCAGAUUUAAUAUUGAAACAAUGGAGGAAUACCACUCCGGUGAAGAGGUACCCUUCAAUCCAGAUGAAGCAAGUAACCAUGUUAAAGAGUGCAUUGAAGGGAUCAUCGGGGGCAUGGACUACAACCAGAACAAAGUGAACCAAUGGACAGCAAGCAUUGUGGAACACUCUCUCACCCAGUUGGUCAAGCAAGGGAAGCCCUUCAAAUACAUAGUGAAUUGUGCUGUGAUGCAGAAGAGUGGAGCUGGUCUACACACAGCUAAUUCCUGUUACUGGGAUACAGCCACUGAUGGGAGCUGCACAGUGAGAUGGGAGAACCGCACCAUGUACUGCGUGGUCAGCGUGUUUGCUGUGGCUGUGGCUGUCUGACCAAGGAGUACAAGAAAGGGUGUAAGACCCAGUAGAAAUGUGGACUUACAUGAAAGUGGUGGAGAACAGCCAAAGCCUUUGAAGAUCUAAUGCUGAAAUCUAACAACAUGAAAUGUGUUUAAGAAAAAAAGAUAAGAAAAAAAAACCUCACUGCCACCAUGGAUUGGCUAAAAUAUUGGAACGCUUGUGGAGAGCACUGUGCAUGACUUUUCAUGCAGAGGUACUGUAUGCUACAAUAAUCAUUGUCUGUAUAGUACUGAGGUCAGUGCCGUAUACAGUGUUUGCUUUUCCCAGAGAAAAUGGAUACCUGGCAAAACAUGACCAGAUAAGGAAAUUAUUCUCUGCAACUUUUUUUAUUUCAUUCUAAACUAGUUUAUGAAAUAUAGCUAAAACAUUAAAUAACUAAACCAUAGAAAGUCAUUUAGCGGUAAAAAAAGCCUGUUUUUGGACUGAAAUGAGAGAAGUAAUUUGUGUAUUUUAUUCUUUAUGAUGCUGAAGAAUGAAUUGACUAAAUAGAACAGUAUGAGUGUGAUUUAUUAUUUCUUUGGUUUAAUUCCUCCCAUGGGUCGGAAGGGUUGUUUAAGAAAAUAUUUGCUUGCAUGGAAGAACUGUUUGUGUGUGUUUUUAACCACAGUUGAGAGAAUGUGCUUAGUACAGUUGGAACAAGUCGGAGGUUUACGUACACCUUAGACAAAUCCAUUUAAACUCAGUUUUUCACAAUUCCUGAUAUUUAAUCCUAGUAAACAUUCCCUGUCUUAGGUCAGUUAGGAUCACAAUUUAAGAAUGUGAAAUGUCAAAAUAAUAGUAGAGAGAAUUAUUUAUUUCAAAUUGUAUUUCUUUCAUCACAUUCCCGGUGGGUCAGAAGUUUACAUACACUCUUAUUAUUUGGUAGCAUUACCUUUAUAUCUUUUAAUUUGGGUCAAACAUUUCGGGUAGCCUUCCACAGGGCUGGACUUUUGGCCCAUUCCGUCUGACCAAGCUGCUGUAACUGAGUCAGGUUUGUCAGCCUCCGUGCACACGCUUCUUUAGUUCUGCCAACAAAUUGUUGAUUAGAUUGAGGUCAGGACUUUGUGAUGGCCACUCCCAAUACCUUGACUUUGUUGUCCUUAAACCAUUUUGCCACAACUUUGGAAGUAAGCUUUGGGUCAUUGUCCAUUUGGAAUAGCCAUUUGCGUCCAAGCUUUAACUUCCUGGCCGAUGUCUUGAGAUGUUGCUUCAAUAUAUCCUCAUAAUGCCAUCUAUUUUAUGAAGUGCACCAGUUCUUCCUGCUGCAAAGCAACCCCACAAGAUGAUGCUGCCACCCCCGUGCACAGUCAACUUAUUGUAUGAACUUCUGACCCACUGGAUUGUAAUAACGUGAAUUAAAAGCUAAAUAAUAGUGUGAAUAGUCUGUAAACAAUUGUUGUUGGAAAAAUUACUUGUGUCAUGCGCAAAGUAGAUGUUCUUGCCAACACUAUAGUUUUCUAACAUGAAAUCUGGAGUGAUUAAAAAUGAGUUUAAUGACUACAACCUAAGUGUAUGUAAACUUCCGACUCUGUACAUAGAGAAUUGGUUCAAGAAGCCCUGUCUGUCCUGUCACAAGGUUCUUGUUUGGCCUUCUGACAGGAUUGUUGUAGAUUCAAUGAUCAUUUCAAAAACCAUCUGACACGAGUUCACCUGUUCCUUUAAAAAUAUUUAUGGUGCUAAUUUUAAGGUGCAAUGUUAAAAAAAACUGUAAAAUAUUUUCCUGAUAAUUUAUUGUUAUUUUAAAGAGAGUGGUUGGCAGUAAUAAAACAAGAUUGAGCUUCAUAAAACAGAUAAAAUGAUAGCAUUGUGCUUGUAUUGUGAAUCAAGGAAUAACUGAAAGACUGGUUGACAUGAAACAUAUACACUCAGUGAACACUUCAUUAUGUAUUUAUUAAACUUAUUUGACUUUGGCUACUGUAGCCUAUCCUCUUAGAGGUUUGAUCUGUUGUGUGUUUCGAGAUGCUAAUCUGCAUACCACUGUUGUAAUGUGUGGUUAUUUGCGUUACUGUCACCUUCCUCUCAGCUUUAACCAGUCUGGCCAUUGUCCUCGGACAGCUCUCAUUUACAAUGCGUUUCUGCCUGCAGAACUGCUGCUCAUUAGAUGUUUUUAGAUUUCCAUUCUCUGCAAACUCUAGAGACAGUUGUGUGUGAAGAUCCCAGGAGAUCAGCAGUUUCUGAGAUAACCCUGUCUGGCACCAACAAUCAUUCCAUGGUCGAAGUCACUUAGAUCCCAUUUUUUCUCCAUUUUGAUGGUUGAUGUGAACAUUAACUGAAGCUCCUGACCCGUAUCUGCAUGAUUCUAUGCAUUGCACAGCUACCACACAAUUGGAUGAUUAGAUAAUCGCAUGAAUAAUUAGGUGUACAGGUAUUUCUAAUAAAGUGCUCAGAGACUUAAUAAUCUAGGCCUAAUUUAUAUUUGGUAAUUGCACAUUAGCGUACACAUUCCCCCAUCUGCUGUUCAAACUUACUACUGAAUGGAUAUUCUUAAAAUAAGUUUAUUUUUAUUUCAUGAAUGAUUGCUAGUAUUGUGUUUGUGGUUAAAAACAGAACUCUCAAUCAGCGGUCCAUGUACAGGUGGGCAGUUUUAUUUUAAUAGAGUGACCCACCCUUGACUGGUAAAGCCUUCGAUAUCUAAUCUGUCUGACUUUCAGAAAGGCAGCAUUUAUAGAACUGCAUGCACACACAAACAGGGAUGUCCAUUGUUUGGUAUGGAAAGUCUGAAUAUUUCCGGCGAACUGCCUUGUACAGUGUUGAAAUGUAACGUACGAUUGUGUUGCCUCAGAGUGACAAUUGAUUGUGUUAUAACAGAUGAGCAUGUCUUGAACAGGGGGAGAUUUGUUUGUGAUGUGCUGAGCUGCAGUUGUGCAGAAUGUGCGGUCAGUCUGGGUUGGUUCCUGGCCGGGUGGUCUGCCUUGUGUUGCACCACGAAAGGCCAAAGACCAGAGCAGGGAAAUACUCCAGUGCUGUAAAUAAACAUUAUUAAUCUCUUCUCUCA